Molecule: messenger RNA, 615 nt
Organism: Fusarium proliferatum ET1
Lineage: Eukaryota; Fungi; Ascomycota; Sordariomycetes; Hypocreales; Nectriaceae
Exons: 1
Coding region: 1-615 (204 amino acids)
Source: RefSeq, a predicted model, not a curated record
AUGAAAGUCAAGAUUGUCGGCGGCAAGAACAACUUCUGGCUCUGGACCAAGAAAGAUGGCUUCGAUCUUACCCACCCGCCAACUCCAGAUUCACCACCCAUCUACCCCAGAAUCACUCUCAACACGCGCGCUGAGAAAGCCACCAUCGACCCUGCAAAAACAGCUCUCGUCGUCAGAGACAUGCAGAAAUAUUUCCUUUCGCCUCUUCUCGGUCGUCCUCCCAAAAGUCCUGGUCUGGCGAUCGUAGAAAAGCUCGUUAAGGACGUCAUUCCCGUCUGUCGCAAAGCUGGCAUACCAGUUGUGUGGCUUGGCUGGGGUGCGAAAGACAGUGACCUAGACGAUAUGCCCCCGAGCAUCGCGAGAGGAUUCGACUUUCCUCUCGACAAGAACUUUGUCAAACCGACAUUCCUGGGAAGUAUCGGUGCCGAAAUUGGACAAGUCAAGUGCGAGGACGGAACACUCAUCGACGCGGGUCGAGUCAUGAUGCGAGAUCAGUGGAACACCGAGUUCCAUCCCAGUCUGAAGAGAAUCGCAGAGCCGCAAGACAUUCACAUCAACAUGAAUCGACUUCAAGGGUUUUGGGGAGGGGACUGCCAUCGAAGAUGCACUGCGUAA